CUUUUCGGAACCGCGGCGGCGGUGGCGGAGGCGGGGAUCCCAGGGCUGCGGCGACGGCGGCCGCGGUGGAGCCACGGGUCGGCCUCUACUCGGUGUGACGGCGGCCUCGGCGGCGGUGGCGGCCGCGACCAGGUCGGCGUCCUGGCCAAGCAUGGUGACAGCCUGUGCCCUCGGCCCCCUCGUCUGGCGCAGCCGGAAGAGCCGCCAGCCUCGGGCGCCGAUGGCCCCCCAUGUGAGGGAGUGAGCAGCCUGGCAUUGCCCUACGGAUUGAGGGGGGACGCAGCGGCUGAGUGAGCUGAGACCACGCUGCCGACCCCCUCCCACCAGCUGACGAAUGGUGGACCGAGCAAUGAGUGACCCAUGUCAGGGUCAUGGAAUAAUGGUGGGAAGCAAGGCAUGAGUGACCCCCACGGUCACCUGUAACUUCUCAGUAGAAAUAGUGGUCUCAGUGCCCUAGGCUGACUCAGCGGACCCUCCCAGCCCUCGGCCCAGCUGAUGGGGCCACUGGGGCCUCGAGCAGCAGCUUGACCGUCCAGACCCCACCCAGCCCAGCCAUGGCCGGUGCCGAGGGCUUCCAGUACCGUGCACUGUACCCGUUCCGCCGGGAGCGGCCGGAGGACCUGGAGCUGCUGCCGGGCGACGUGCUGGUGGUGAGCCGGGCGGCCCUGCAGGUGCUGGGCGUGGCUGAGGGCAAUGAGCGCUGCCCACAGAGCGUGGGUUGGAUGCCUGGCCUCAAUGAGCGCACGCGGCAACGAGGUGACUUCCCCGGCACCUACGUCGAGUUCCUGGGUCCUGUAGCCCUGGCCCGGCCUGGCCCUCGUCCACGUGGCCCCCGCCCACUGCCCGCCAGGCCCCGGGAUGGGCCCCCUGAGCCAGGCCUCACUCUCCCCGACCUGCCAGAGCAGUUCUCCCCACCUGAUGUGGCUCCCCCGAUCCUGGUGAAGCUGGUGGAGGCCAUUGAGCGGACAGGUUUAGACAGUGAAUCCCUCUACAGGCCUGAGCUGCCUGCCCCGCGCACAGACUGGUCCCUGAGCGACGUGGAGCAGUGGGACUCCGCAGCCCUGACAGAUGGUGUCAAGGGCUUCCUGCUAGCGCUACCCGCGCCCCUCGUGACUCCCGAGGCCGUGGCCGAGGCACGCCAGGCCCUGCGGGAGGCCGCGGGGCCAGUGGGGCCGGCGCUGGAGCCCCCGACGCUGCCACUGCACCGCGCGCUCACGCUGCGGUUCCUGCUCCAGCACCUGGGCCGAGUGGCCCGACGCACCCCGGCUCCUGGCCCCGCCGUGCGAGCUCUGGGCGCCACCUUCGGGCCGCUGCUGCUGCGCGCGCCCCCUCCCUCGCCGCCGCUAGGGGGCGCGCCCGACGGGACUGAGUCCAGCCCUGACUUCCCGGCGCUGCUGGUGGAGAAGUUGCUUCAGGAACAUCUGGAGGAGCAGGAGGUUGCGCCCCCAGCGCUGCCUCCUAAACCCCCCAAGGCAAAGCCUGCCCUUGCAGGCCUGGCCAAUGGGGGAAGCCCACCCUCCCUGCAGGACGCGGAGUGGUACUGGGGUGACAUCUCCAGGGAGGAGGUGAACGAGAAACUCCGGGACACGCCUGAUGGCACCUUUCUGGUCCGAGAUGCAUCUAGCAAGAUCCAAGGGGAGUACACGCUGACCCUCAGGAAAGGCGGGAACAACAAGCUGAUCAAAGUCUUCCACCGCGACGGGCACUACGGCUUCUCGGAGCCUCUCACCUUCUGCUCUGUUGUGGACCUCAUCACCCACUACCGCCAUGAGUCGCUGGCCCAGUACAAUGCCAAGCUGGACACCCGGCUCCUCUACCCCGUGUCCAAGUACCAGCAGGACCAGAUUGUCAAGGAGGACAGUGUGGAGGCGGUGGGUGCCCAGCUCAAAGUCUACCACCAGCAGUACCAGGACAAGAGCCGCGAGUAUGACCAGCUCUAUGAGGAGUACACCCGCACCUCCCAGGAGCUGCAGAUGAAGCGCACAGCUAUCGAGGCCUUCAAUGAGACCAUCAAGAUCUUUGAAGAGCAGGGCCAGACACAAGAGAAGUGUAGCAAGGAAUAUCUGGAGCGCUUCCGACGUGAGGGCAAUGAGAAGGAGAUGCAGAGGAUCCUGCUGAACUCAGAGCGGCUCAAGUCUCGCAUCGCCGAGAUCCACGAGAGCCGCACAAAGCUGGAGCAGGAGCUGCGGGCACAGGCCUCAGACAACCGGGAGAUCGACAAGCGCAUGAACAGUCUCAAGCCAGACCUCAUGCAGCUGCGCAAGAUCCGAGACCAGUACCUCGUGUGGCUCACUCAGAAAGGCGCCCGGCAGAAGAAAAUCAACGAGUGGUUGGGGAUCAAAAAUGAGACUGAGGACCAGUAUGCGCUGAUGGAGGAUGAGGACGACCUGCCCCACCAUGAGGAACGCACGUGGUAUGUGGGCAAGAUCAACCGGACACAAGCCGAGGAAAUGCUGAGCGGCAAGCGGGAUGGCACCUUCCUCAUCCGCGAGAGCAGCCAACGUGGCUGCUACGCCUGCUCCGUGGUGGUGGACGGCGACACCAAGCACUGCGUCAUCUACCGCACGGCCACAGGCUUCGGCUUCGCGGAGCCCUACAACCUGUACGGGUCGCUGAAGGAGCUGGUGCUGCACUACCAGCACGCCUCGCUCGUGCAGCACAACGACGCACUCACGGUCACGCUUGCCCACCCGGUGCGCGCCCCCGGCCCUGGGCCCCCGCCCCCUGCCCGCUGAGCGCUGGGCGCAGGACAGCGCAGAGCGGAUACACCCCAGGGCCUGGAGGCUGGGGAGGUAAACCACCCCCGCCCCCCCCGACCGAGGGCUCCGUCUUUCGGGUUUUCUGUCUGCCUCUCUCUUUUGUGAGUCUCUUCCUGUCUCUGUCUCUCCAUUUCUCUCUUUCUGAGCCUCUCUCUCAGUCUCUC
Lontra canadensis (Northern American river otter) is the source of this 2923-nucleotide messenger RNA. It is a transcript of the gene PIK3R2, whose product is annotated as phosphoinositide-3-kinase regulatory subunit 2. Gene Ontology annotation, molecular function: 1-phosphatidylinositol-3-kinase regulator activity; protein binding. Lineage: Eukaryota; Metazoa; Chordata; Mammalia; Carnivora; Mustelidae. Gene Ontology annotation, biological process: insulin receptor signaling pathway; phosphatidylinositol phosphate biosynthetic process. The record is from RefSeq and is a predicted model, not a curated record. Gene Ontology annotation, cellular component: phosphatidylinositol 3-kinase complex. Bases 555 to 2735 code for a protein of 726 amino acids. The transcript is spliced from 16 exons.